AUGAUCCACCUGAAAAAAUCAGCAAUUGAGCUGAAGGAUGGUUCGAGUAGUGGUGGAAAUCGUCACAAAUACAAGCAUUUCUGUGUGAAAACGAGAGAAGAAGCAGACAAACGAACAUCAGUGCGUAUGGGACUGGUCUACACAAUAGAAGCAAUUUCUCCGACAUCAUCGGAUGCGCGAAUCCCGGUAGUUCUGAUUCACGGUUUCGCUGGCGGUGUAGGGCUUUGGGCAGCUAAUAUUGAUGCCGUUGCAAAGCGACGCAUUGCCUACUGCUUUGAUUUACUUGGUGAUUUUUGCACUGCUGCUACCAGUGCUUAA
Molecule: messenger RNA, 318 nt
Organism: Gongylonema pulchrum
Lineage: Eukaryota; Metazoa; Nematoda; Chromadorea; Rhabditida; Gongylonematidae
Source: the annotation of a GenBank genome assembly